UACCCUGUUUUUUUUAGUGUAAAGUGGCUAUACAGUGUAUUAGAGAACGUUUUCAAGUAAGACAUCUACUAUUUGGUGAAUCCCAGACUAUCGUACUUGCUAGAGUAACUGCGAAAAAGUAGUAAUAAAGUUCUGAAAGCGAGAGGGGCGUGAGGCGACUCUCCGGGGUUGAUGACACGAAUGACAUAUUUAUGCCGGUUUUAGGUUGUUUAAGGUCUUAUUUGGGUUGGUUUACUGACUCAUUUAUGUAGGUUGUUAUUCUCUUUCUGUUUGCUUCAUAUGCGUUGCUGAUUCUGUUCGGGAUUUGGUUUGUUUAUGUUUGUUUCUGGUUUGUUUAUGUUGGUCUUAUUUUUGUUUGUGACAGCUUCAGGUGAAUAUGGAAUAAACACUGGUAAUUACUUACACUAGGAUUGCUUCCAGUGAUGCAGCGGCCUCUGCUUAGCUCUCUGGCAAAGGUCAGCAUGCAUAGGUAAAGUGUUUGUUUAUAUACAUACCUACAUGUACACAUACAUACGUAGUUACUUGCACAUCCUAAUAACAGUCCUCCCUGACCAGGACUCAGACCUCUGCCACCCAAGUCUAGGAGGUUUAGCACUGCUCAUUCUUGGCCAUUCCUGGAGUGGCCUGGUUGUGCGACCCAGUCGGAUUAGCGCUGCCUAUUCUGGGUCUUAUCCAGAAUGGCAGAGGUUCGAGUCCUGGUCAAGGAGGGUUAUUAUUUAGUUAUAUAGAUGUGUUACUGUAAUUUUCCAACAAACACUCAUAAAUUUAUUUAUUUAUGUAAUUAUAUAGCUAAAAUUUGAAGUCUGAUUUCUAUAUCUUACAGAGUAAACAAUACAUGAAAUUCAGUGAAUGGUAAAUUCUUUGGCAAUUAUUAUAUAUGAUAUAUCUGUUGCAUAAAGAGGUAAUAUAGAAUUACAAAUAGCAUACCCAACAACACUAGCAUCAAGCAUAAAAGGUAUACUGGCCAUAACCUCUAUACCAAAGGACCAUCAACCUAAUGCUUACAUUUAGUUAAUUUAGAGCCAAGACUGGCUCCUUAUUCAAAGAUUAAUUACUUUGAGUUGACAAAAGUCCUAAAUCAUGGUGACAAUCAUUAGUCAUAACCAGUCUAGAUGUACUUGUUAAUUUUUAUGAAAAAAAAAUUAUAAGAUUUACCAAAAGAAAAACAAAAAAACUUGAUAAGAUUUACCAAAAUUGUUGGAACACUUACUGAUGAACCUGGUAUGAAAUUAGAUUACUUUUGUUAUUUUAACCAACUGUAGCAAUGGUAUAACCCUGACAGAGCAUGGUAGAUAAAGUAUACAAACUAAAUUACUGGGAAAACAUAAAGGAAGUUAUUCUUAAAAGGUCUCUGUUGUCUAACAAUUUUAGUAUCAUUGGAUUGCUUGUAAUGCAUAUUAAUCAUUUUUCCUCUAAUCUUUCUUUCUCUGUUUGAGUCCAAUCAUGGCUUGCAUAGUGAGUGAUGAAUGUCCAAUGAUUGCGACAGUUCACUGAUGCAACAGUCCUGAAAUUGAGAAAGAGUAAUUUUUGAUUAUUAUGCUUGGAAACAGAGCAAAAGUAGCACCUACAUGUUUGUCUGUAGGCAACAACCAGUUAAACUGAUUCCUAAAUCAACUAGUCUGUCAUAAGUAUUAUGUACAGAGUAGCCUCAAAGGGAGGCUAUCAGGAACAGAACCCCCAUAUAUCAUAUAUGGGUGUUUGUUUGCUUUAAGUAUCAUAUUAGCUUAUUAUGUUAACUAAAACUACAAUAAAUGGCUAGUAUACAUCAUAAGCAGUCACCACCAGUGUCAUUCAAUCAUCUGCACAGCAUAUGUAGGAAAAUACCAAUGCUGGUACAGAAUGUCUUAGGUUUUCUAACAUUCAUUAAAUCCACAAUUCCUCUGGCCUGUGUCUCAAGCCAGUUGCAAUUACAGCCUGUUUCAUCAAAGCAAAUUUUUGUCUUUAUUGUUUCAUGAGCUUGAUUUCACACUCUAGAAAAUGUAUCUUUCACUAUCGUAUGGCUAGUACAUACCACACAGUAGAGCAUCAAAGCUGAAAAAGCUACUGAUAGUUACCCCCUUUUAUAGGAGUUGAAAUAGAAAUAAUAUGAGAGAGGAAAAAUAAGCAUAAGAAAUGUAAAGCAAUAAUAUAUAAUUAUGUAAAACAAUCAAACAUUCAUAAGAAUAUGUAGGCAUAAAAAAACAGUAAGAAACCAAGAGAAAACUAUUUAAAACAUUCAUUUUGCAGAGGGGUCAGGGAGGUGGGCCUGAAAAAGGAUCAGGUGUUUGGGUAGAUGAAAUUUGCCAUUCAAUCAGAUAAUUAUUAUUUCACACUCACAUUCAGGGAACCAGGACUGUAGUAUGAUUAGUUGAAGGAGAGGAAGGACCCAAAGAGGAAAGGGAUUUAGGAGUCAAACUCAUAUAUUAAGUCUGUUUUAAAUUCAUUAAAUCAAGCUACAUAAGCCAUCCAUCUUUGUUUUACACCAAGUCUGGAACAUUUAAGAGUGAGGAGUGAAUGUUCUAAGGAAAUUUUAAAUUACAUUAAUAAUAAACCCAGAAAAGUGCAGAAAUAAAUCAGAUAUGUAGGACUGCAGGACUGCCAUGCAUUAAAUGAUUUGUAAAAGAAAUAAUAGAAAAGACUUAUUCUAUGAAUUUUAUCUUGUAUAUGAGGUGCUUAUUUCAUAGGGACACUCCUUUGGAAGUACUUAAGUGGUUAAAAUUCUGUUUAUCUACAAGUAUUGUAUUUGGGUGAGGAGAGGCUGUAAAAUGUUGAAUGCCAAUGCUCAGUUUUUUAUAUGUAGUACUUAUGGACUUCCUGAAUUAAGCACCUCAAAUAUGAUAUACAGUAAUAUACACCUGCACACGCACUCACACACCAUCAAAUCCAUACAUACCUAUAAAACACACACACACACAAAACUACUUAGUGGUGGGUAUCUUUAAAAUCAAAUACACCAUUUUGCCUGAAGUCUCUCCAGACCCUUUUGAUGUCACUCUAGGAUGAUGGAGAGCUGUAUUCCUCAGUUUUGAACUUUAAUUGGUUAUUACAAUUUUCUUUCUGUUUGUGAUUGUAUUGUAAUAUACAUGAAAAGCUGCUAUAAUUUUUAGGUGAGUGUUUUAAGUAGCUAAAUUGGUAACAAUAUUUCAGUUUUUUUCUUGAUGUCUUUUCCUUUUAUUUUAUUAUUUUUUCCCUAGGGAAAAAUCUCUUUAUCAUUCUCUAUUACUUACAAAUGUUUCUGUAAGUAAUAGAGCUGGUUCAAAGAAUAUAGUAACUUAGAAUCAUAGUUUGUUAUGCAAUCCAAAAUAGAAUUAUUAUUGAUACAUCUUCAGUGAUGAGUAAUGAUGAGUUGUACAUAGGGUAUAUAUAGGACUUUUUAAAUUUUCUUUUUGUUUAUUGCUCAUAUUUUGAUCUAUUUUUAUUUGCUUGAGUAUGUUUUAUGUUUCGUUGUUAUUAUUUUUGGGAGGGGGAGUGGGUAUUGAUAAGGAAUGAAAAAAGGAGAGGUUCUAUGAAAAUUACAGCCAGGAGAAUUGGGUAAAUUCAUACAAGUUUUAGAUCCUUUCACCUUUAUCCUUCAUCACCUUCAUCCAGAGAGAAAAGGAAGAAAAAAGUAAAUUGCUUCAUGUGAAUAAGGGACUUGCCUACCUUCCCAUUUAUUUUUUACUUUUUUUUUCUGAUAGAGGUUUGAUAAAUGAUAUGUAUACUGAGGUAAAGAACAGGUCUGAGAUAAAGAAUAGGUCUGUUGAGAUAAGAAAAAGGUCUACUGAGAUAGAGAAUAGGUAUGAUGCAAUAAAAAAUAGGUCUACUGAUAUGAAGAAUAGGUCUAAUAAGGUAAAGAAUAGGUCUAAUAAGAUAAAGAAUGGGUCUACUGAGAUAAAAGGGUAGGUCUCUUGAGAUAAAGAAUAGCUCUACUAAGAUAAAGAAUGGAUCCUCAGAGAUUAUUUUUUUAAAGAAAAUUCGUGAAAUAGUCCUCAUUUUGAUUGAAGGACCCCCCCUCUCCCUUGCUCAUUGUUGUCAUGGGGGUGUAGGAAUCAUCCACCCGAACCAUUACUCAGCCUUCAGAAUACCCCUUCCUCUCUCUCUCAACAUCUGCUACUCCAUCUUCUACUGCGCAGUCUUCUUCAUUGUCUAACCUCUCCCCCCUUAUUACCUAUCUUCUUCCCUAUUUUCCUCCUCCUCCUCCUCCUCCUCCUCCUCACAGUAAUACCUCACUCCACACCACCCCAUCUUCCUUCCACCCUUAUCCUUCUACUGUUUCAACCUGUGCAAACUUUUUGAGUACUCUUUUUGGACCAGCCAAGUAGGAUCGAUUCUCUGUGCUUCCCCCUACAGCCCCGUACUCUGACAAAACCCUCCUCUUCCAACAAUGUCUCAAAAAAUAGGUAGGCAAAGUUUCCUUUCACAGUUGUUAAGAUAGUUCACACCUUGUCACAGUUACUUCUAAGUCCCAUGCACAUGCACUAUCUACCCUGACUGAUCUCACUGGCAAACCUAUUCCAGCCCAACCUUACUCCUCCCUUAACCCCUUCACGACAGGUCACGUCUCUAGACGUCAUAACAAACUGCUCUAAAUGUGGAAUGCGGCUGUACACCAUGGCAGCACACCAAAGCACUAUGAGGUGGUGAUUCGGCUUGAUGUACCGAAAUCCCGUGCUCAAAGUCGGCUCGUUGCCAUUGAUCGCCAGAGCGAAGAGGUUUUUUUUUUUAGUUUUCUUCACCCGUCACAAAGGGGUUAAUACUUGUACUGGAACGGUUUCUGUCUCCCCAAUUGAUUGCCCUGUUUAGGCUGUGAAAAUGACCUGUUCGCUUGCCUUGUUGACUAUGAUGCAGUGGCAGUUCAGUGCUACGCUAUUCCUUCCAGAGGCCAGCUUAAGUCCUACACCAAUAUUGCCUUCACUCCACUCCCCUCCCAUCUUUUCAAGAUGUCUCGGUAUCUCUUCCAUUUACCCUGAACCAUGCUACCUCUACUCCCUCUCUCCCCGAGUCAAAUUCUUUUUCCUGUCUAAAUCCAGAUACUUGAAUCUCUACCACUUCCCCAAUGCCUGCCUACCCUCCUACUCACUCUUGUUGUCACAUUAGACAAUCUAAACUUUCCACCCUAUUUUCUCCUACCACAUCCUGUCCUACACCCACCUUUUCCUCUGCUCCUUGCACCUCUAUCCCCUCUUCUUCUCAAGAAAAUCUUUAAUUCUCAGACCUCCCCAGAUACUCUUGAAGAUAUCCAAAACUUCCUUAACAUAACUAAAGAGAACACUCCACUCCCUUAUCCACUCUUCAAUCCCUCUAUUACUAUUCACUCUGCAUUCAAAAUAUUUGCUGAAAUCCAUCCUCCUCUUCCUCCCUUUCUUCUCCAAAAUAUCCCAUCCUCUCCUUCUCUGUUUGCACCACCAUUCCCUCUUCCUUCCCCAUUUAUCCUUAACACUCCCACCUGGAUAUGUGACUCUCUUAUGUGACAACUUCUCUGGAUCCCUUACUUCCUUAUACUCCACCAACUUUCCCUUAUCUCAUUCUCUGGAUUAUUCUCCUACUUCUCCAGCUGUCAUUUCUAUCCAUAUUACCUGUUGAUUGUUUCAUAAUGUCUUUUUUGCAGUUUUCCUUAUGCAGUGGUACUUUUCCCUCCUUAGACGCAUCUAAUCACCCUAUACCCUUAACCCCUUUCCCUUUUACAAAUCCGUGCCGUAAACUAUUUGCUCUCCCCUCUUUACCCUGUCAUACUAUCCUACUAUCCUCUAAACCUUUGACAUCUAACACAUUGUCCUUCAUCAUAUUGCUAUAUGAUAUCUAGCAUAUUUAUUUGUUUUAUUAUCCAUUCUGGGAAUCCACAAACAUUGCCUAAUCAGCCCAGGCAUCACCCUAUCAUCAUAUUUUGAAUACUUGGCAGAAACUUUUCAAUAUAUGAUAAAAUUGAUUGAAUUAUUAAUAUUAGAAUAUUAUCUACAACUUGUUUCACAUUAUGGUCAAAAUCAGGGCUUGAUUUGUGAUUUGAUGUGCUGUGCAUUUUUUUUUUUUUCUUUCUUUCUUUCUUUUUCUUUUUUUCCCCCCUUUUUUAAGGUCUUUUAUUUAGUAUGAAUUGAAACCCUCUGUGGAAUAAAGUAGUUAAAUCUUCUGUAUUAGCUACCGACUUGAGUCUCCAUGCAUAAUUGAAUCGGUAAAAAUUACACCCCCUCUUAUUUCCUUAUUAACCACUGAUGGCGGAUAAGAAAAAUAAAAGGAGAGGAAAACAUGCAAUGGCAACUAACACAAGAAGCACAAGUGGUGCCAAUGGUAAUCCACGACAGCGGACCCCCCAGAACAGGGGGGAUAGCCCAGCCGAUGACAGUAGCCGAAAAGAGGAUGGGGAGUUUGAGGAGCAGCGACGCAGCCGCGGGCGGGGGAGGGGGCGAGGGAGGCCGAGAGGACGAGCACGAGGGCCUCCUAGGGGUCUGCGCGUCAACAAGAGAAAUAAGAUAGAGAGUGAGGAAGAGGAAGAAGAGCCGGCUCCUCCGCCAGUAGAUGAAAAUGAACCUCCAAAGGCAAAGCAGUAUGACCAAGAUUGUGACAUAUCAUCGCUUGAGGCUCCAACCUUCACCACGCUGGACAGAGGACCUCCUGCCCCCAUGCUGCGACUGUCGUGGGACCAUCCUGUCAACCUCAUUGGGGAGAAGGUCUUGUCUCCCCGGAUACAUAUCUGCGAUACCUGCAAUAAGCCUAUCCUCAUCUAUGGAAGAAUGAUACCUUGUAAGCAUGUAUUUUGCCUGUGGUGUGCCCGUGGGGAAGACCGCAUGUGCGCAAGAUGUGGAGAGCGUGUGGCCAGAGUGGAGCAGAUAGGCCUUGGAACUGUAUUUAUGUGCAACUACAGUAUAAACAAAACUGUUUGUAAACGCACAUAUUUAUCUCAGAGGGAUCUCCAGGCACACAUAGACCACCGGCAUAUGAAAGUGCCUGGGGCAACAGGCCUGCCAAAGGAAGAGCUGAAAGAAGAGCGUUUAAGCCACAGAGACCCAAGGGGUGAAGGCAGGGACACAAGAACAGAUCCAAGGGGAGACAUCAGACAAGACCCAAGGGCCAUGUCAGACCCCAGGGUGAACAAGGAAGGCUAUGAACACAGGGAUUCCUAUUCCAACUCACAGUUCUCCCGCCAGGGCUCAGGGCAGUUUGGUUCUAAUCACGGGCAGUCUCACCAAACAGCAGGCAACCACCAGGCGUCCUCUCAUCACAUUUCAGUGAUUCCUGUAAUGACAACAGCCAGGACCAAUCUCAUCACCGUCCCACUGCAGGACCAGCCAGAACACUCGUCGCACUCCUCCUUCCAACAUUCUGGGCCAUCACAUCCAACGCCCCCACACCCCCCACCUCACAUGCCCCCCACGCAUCCUCCCCCAACUCACUCCUUCACCAGUCCACCCCCAGCUCACUCUCAGCCUCCCCCUUCCCAUCCCCAACCCCCACCAUACUCCUCUUCCUUUAGCACAGCCUAUAGUACACAGCCCCCACAGUAUACAUACCCUCCAAACCCAGCUGCCCCACCACCCCCCAACCCCAAUGUGCCGCCUCCACCAUACUCAAAUGUGUCACCUGCUGUUCCUCCCCCAACCACUUACGUCAACAGAUCUCAGUAUGACGGGCAGUACUCCACCGCGCAGUGGUCUACACCUCCACCACAGACGCCUCCUUCACACCCCCCUGGGCCCCCUCUCCACCAUCCUCCCCCACCCUCAGCUCAGUCCAGCCAAUACUACAGGAAAAAUUUCUAACAGGAUGGAUGUACAUUACACAGGAUUAUUGUAAUGAUGUUAAUGCUGUAGACUUGUUGGCUUCAGUGUAUUGUAAGGAUGUUGAUGUGCAGUAGUAGAUCUUUUGUAAAUGACAGGUAUUGCUGGGAAUGUGUGGAAAGGUGAAACUAAACCUUUUACUUUGAGAAAUGUGAAAGACAGAUAAUAAUGGGAGACUUAAUUUUUUGGAGUGAAAUUUAUCUACUUAUAAGAAAAUAUGUAAAUUUACUGUGCUUGAAUGUGAGGCCAUGAGAAAUCUUGCCUAGACUGCAAAGAAAUAUUGUAAUUAAGUGCCACAUUGUGUGUAAAGAUGUGCAAAUGUUAAUAUUUGCAAAUGUUCAAAUCUCUUGGAUAAUGGAAGUUGAAAUACUGUCUAUCACAUGCUUGGUGUUAUUAAGGGGACCAUCUGUGAUUUGGAAUGCAGAUAAGUCAAUUUGGGUUUAUUGCUAUGUAUUAAAAAAAUAAACUAUUGGGAUUGCGAAUAUUGAAAGACUAUUUUUUUAUUAGCAUUUCAUUUUUGUGUCAAGAUAAUGGAAAUAUUACACAAGUCUCACCAGUUAUAGCCAAGCCCUCUUUCAUUUAGCUGACAACAUGACAGAAUUAUAAUGGCAGCAUGUAAUUAUAUUCUGCAUUUUUUUUAUAGAGUUCAUCUGUUAAUUUUAUUUACUUAUAUAUUUUUCUUUUUAUCUUUUUUUAGUACCCUGGUUAACAGGUGGUUCCCUUCAUAUUUUUUUUCUUUUCUUUUUUCGAGUGCCAGAGAUUGCAUUUUAUUUUUGAUGUUUAAAUAAUAUCAGCUGGGAUAUGAUAAUACUUUCACAUCAUAUGCAUAUUUUUGCCAAAAAAAGAUUUCCAUACAAUAAAAAAUAACAUUGAA
Molecule: messenger RNA, 8601 nt
Organism: Penaeus chinensis
Lineage: Eukaryota; Metazoa; Arthropoda; Malacostraca; Decapoda; Penaeidae
Product: E3 ubiquitin-protein ligase Hakai-like
Exons: 6
Coding region: 6165-7709 (514 amino acids)
Biological process (GO): protein ubiquitination; regulation of cell adhesion
Molecular function (GO): ubiquitin protein ligase activity
Source: RefSeq, a predicted model, not a curated record